Messenger RNA from Prinia subflava (tawny-flanked prinia), 2994 nucleotides. It is a transcript of the gene TMEM267, whose product is annotated as transmembrane protein 267. The record is from RefSeq and is a predicted model, not a curated record. The coding region runs from base 490 to 1149 and encodes 219 amino acids. The transcript has 4 exons. Lineage: Eukaryota; Metazoa; Chordata; Aves; Passeriformes; Cisticolidae.
GCAUGCUUCCUGACCGGCUCCCUGAAGCGCUUCCAGCCCGGUGCCUGAGGGCUUCCAGCCCGCUCCGGCCGCGAUCGAGGCGGCUCAGCGCCAUGGGCUGAAGGGCGGAUGGCGGCAGCGGCGCUCCAGGUGGGCUCCGGGGCGGGCGGCGCGGGCGGCGGCGGCUCCGGCGCCCCUCACCCCGCCGAGGCCCCGCGCCUCCCCUCACGCUCCUGCUGAUCUCGGGUCUCCAGGAUGGAACAAAUAGGGUUUGGUGUUUCCUGCAGUGGACUGGGCAGACUGGAUUCAGAAAACACAGAGGCUCAACACUGAGGCAUAGACCGUAGAUAUAUUUCCUACUGGAGUAAGGCACCAGUGACAGGAAAAAAAAAGUUCUCCUAGUUCCAGGGGAAGUUUGAUUCUGAAUACUGGUGUGCUUUUUAAAGAACAACUGACGAUACAAAGGACGAUGCACAGUGUGUAUCCUGAUGACAUUUUGUGUGCUGUGACAUGGCUUUUGUCAUGGCAUCUGAGACUGAAAAGGCCCAUGCUCUUCUCCAGACUUUCAGCACGGCGUCAGUUAUUUCCAGUCUAGGUUUGGGGAUAUUCUGCUUUAUAGCUGACAGACUUCUGCAGUUUUCCUUCAUUCAGCAAAAUGACUGGCUCCGAGCCUUAUCUGAUAAUGCCGUGCAUGGUAUACUGGGGAUGUGGUCCUGGGCAAUAGUGAUUGGACUCAGGAAGAAAAGUGACUUCACUGAGGUCACCCUGGCUGGCUUCCUUGCCUCUGUCAUUGAUGUGGACCACUUCUUUCUUGCUGGAUCUCUGUCAUUAAAGGCUGCUCUGACUCUUCCACGGAGACCACUUCUUCACUGUUCUACUGUUAUUCCUGUGGUGGCUCUGACAUUAAAGUUUAUCAUGCAGCUUUUCAGGCUUAAGGACUCCUGGUGCUUUCUUCCCUGGAUGUUGUUCAUAUCCUGGACUUCUCAUCAUGUCCGUGACGGGAUUCGUCAUGGCCUCUGGAUCUACCCAUUUGGAAAAACUCCUCCCUUGCCAUAUUGGCUGUAUGUGGCAAUUACAGCAUCUUUACCUCAUCUGUGUUCAUUUAUUAUGUAUUUAACAGGCACUAGAGAAUUAAUGUCUAUAAAACAUGGAAUCCGCAUUGAUGUAUAGGAAUGAUGGCUUUUAAAGGUGGUUUGUGCUAGCACUUGAAAUAACCUGCCUGUCUGUCACUGAAGGGUUUCCUUAUGCUUCCUACCCCUUCUGAGUUAGGCAUUUUAAGGCUGUAGAGCCAAUUACAGCUCUUGUGUCAAUUCUUGUGGUCAUAGAACCUAUUUAACGAAUGAUAAUAAUUUUAUAUCUGUACAUUUCUCUUGUACAGUGUGUAGUCUUCCAUGAUAGUUCAUGCAUAGUGAGCUGGUUAUAAAGUACUUAGUUCCUCUCUGUAGUAAUUACAUUGCAUUUUACUGUCAUGGAGCCAUUCAUCUGAUCACUAUUCACUUUGUAUUUGUAUUCUGCCUUUGGAGAAUACAUUUCAUCCAGAUAGUAUUUGUAUAGCACUUUAAAAUUGUGAAGUUCUAUAUAAAUGCUAGAUAUUAUUGACAAUCCAAUAGUGUGUGGCACUUCUAAAAAAAUCCCUCAGCCUUUCAAAUUUAUUUCUAUGUUAGAAGUCCUGCUGGACUCUUGUAUUGAACCACUUUAAAAGAAUUACUGCUUGUGUUUCACACUGUCUAUCCACAUCUCUUUGAACCUCAGUGUUUUACUGAAUUCUAUAUCCCCCUGUAGCUGCUUGGUUAAAUUUAUAGAUUACUAGCUUCAAAAUUAGAAAGGAGUAGACAGUUUGGUUAUAGUAUUACGGCAUGUUGGCCAAAUUGUUUAAUUGUUAAAAAUACACUAAUUAUAAAUACUAUUUAAUUUGGAACCAAGGAAUUUUAAUAAAUAUUUAAGAAUUGUGUGAAGAUUCAGGGAGACACAAGAAAAUAAAAAUUGCUUAUAACGCAAGUUUGCAUAAAGACAUUACUACUCAGUAAAGCAUUUUCCAUUAAGUGCAAUGUCAUCCUCAUAAUUGUAAAAUAAAAUGCAUUAAUAUUAUUAUUAUUGUACAGAAAUAGAAAUUUCCUCAUAAAGAAGUUCCAUAAGGAAAAAUGUUAUUAUGCUGCAGCUUAUGAGGUAGUAAUUUGCACUAUGGACUAUUCAAUUUUCAUUUACAGACACCUCUCAGAAAGAGUCCCAAAUUAAAAGUUGUCUGGUCUUGUCUAACUAGACAAGACUGUCUAGACUUGUGUAGUUUAUAAUGUACAAGCUGAGAAUGUCUAUUAAUAAUUUUUAAAUUUUUUAUUCACCGCCCAUUAAAAAGAUGGGGCCUUAACUACUCCAGCUUGUGAUAAAUAGCUGUCAAAGGGGAUCAUUUUUAUGGAACUGCAUGUAUAAGGUAGCACGUGCUUAACUUAGGUUACCAGUGGGUGUAAGGAUUUACGUGAUGUGUACAUUUACAUUAUUAAAUGUAUAUUAGAAUAAAGUAAAAAAAAAAAACAAAAACUGGGAUGUCUGUCUUAAUGAGUAACAGAAACUUUCUAUGCCUGCAGAAUACUUAAGGCUCUUUGCAGCCCUCUGUGCUAAUCAUGGAAAGUGUUGCACUUCUUUAAAUUGUGUCUUUGUCCCAGAAGAAUAGUCCCUGUCCUGUCUGUUCUUCAUGUUACAAAUGCCAAUGUAAACUUGUAUGAAAGUACAGCGGGGCUGUCUAGCCUUUAUUAUAAAAUGAAUAAAAGGUUUCUUUCUUGCAAAGAAGAUUGGGAGAGCAAAACAUUCCUUAGAGGGUUAUCCUUAUGUUGUGGAUUUCUGUCCUUUGGAGUUUUCCAGAAACAGCAUAAGAAAUGUCUUGCUGUAGAGCCCUCAGAUCAAAACUGCCUUUUAUCCAAAGGCAUGACAGUUUACUAGAGGAGCAUUCAUUUACUUCUAUCCUGUAUUUUAAACUAGAGGCUAUGAAAUGCCAGUAAUGAAUAAAUUUUGUGCAAGGGG